This is a messenger RNA of Striga hermonthica, 654 nucleotides long. Lineage: Eukaryota; Viridiplantae; Streptophyta; Magnoliopsida; Lamiales; Orobanchaceae. The record is from the annotation of a GenBank genome assembly.
AUGAUAUCUUUGUCACCAUAUUUGCCAGCUCUGCCUUGCCGCCGCUCCUUGGCCUUCUCAACCUCUGAGGUGGAUCUAAAUGCAAAAACACUUAGGAAGAAGUCGUUCCCGUAUUUUAACGAUUGGCAAGAAAUUUUUGGGAAGGACAGAGCUACGGGAGAAAACGCACAAUCAUUUGAAGAUGCAACCGGUGAAGUUCCUGAGCAUGACAUGGAGGACCAAAUGGAGUCGGAUAACGAAGAUGUUCCAGUUCAACAAAACCCACGCGAGGGAAGCCCGGGCAUUCGCAUGGGUUCCACUUCAGGUACGGAGUCUGGGACCCGUGGUACGGCAGAUAAGAGGCUGAAAAGUGGAAAAAAGAAGGGAGUUGGUCAGUGGGAGGACCGUUUUUUGGAUAUCAUGCAAACCUUUUCCCAAAGUACAAAAGAGACAUUGAAAGGUAUUGCGUGUAGUCUUGGGGUUGCGUAUGAAGAGGAAAAGAAAAGGAAUGCGGUGUUUGACGCAUUUUCUGAUAUGCACUUCCUCUCAAAAGAGGAUAAAAUGGUUGUGACGAUGCGCCUAUGUAAGAACGCACAGGAGUUGUCGAUGUUUUUCAGCCUAUCCAUGGAAGAUAAAGCUAUCAUGGUCAAAAUGAUGCUAGAUGGACGUUUGUAG